This is a messenger RNA of Oppiella nova, 357 nucleotides long. The record is from the annotation of a GenBank genome assembly. NCBI's taxonomy places the organism in Eukaryota, Metazoa, Arthropoda, Arachnida, Sarcoptiformes, Oppiidae.
GUUUCCGAUAAUAGCGUUCAUAAUAAUAAUAACAACGUUAAUGAUAAGCAAUGGGUGAAUAUAGCGAAUAAUGUGUGUUUAACCAAAGCCUGUGUUGUAGAAGCGGCCAAACUGUUGGAAACCAUCGACGACUCCAUUUCCCCGUGCGAUGACUUUUUCCAAUACUCAUGCGGCAAAUGGAUUGCAAGCAAACGAUUGCCGGAACACAAGUCUAUUAUCAACCGAUUCAGCGAUCUGUCCGAUGAUCUCAAUGAUAAGCUUAGGAAUCUCAUCGUUAAUACAAACGUGGAGACAGAGACCCGAGAGUUCAUUAAAAAUGCUAAGAAUUAUUACGACAGUUGUUUCAAUACGAGUUAG